Jatropha curcas is the source of this 2754-nucleotide messenger RNA. Its product is annotated as Protein kinase superfamily protein. Gene Ontology annotation, biological process: protein phosphorylation. Lineage: Eukaryota; Viridiplantae; Streptophyta; Magnoliopsida; Malpighiales; Euphorbiaceae. The record is from RefSeq and is a predicted model, not a curated record. Gene Ontology annotation, molecular function: ATP binding; protein kinase activity.
CAAGCAAGCGCAGUACUGCAGCUGCAGUUGCUUGCCAGCAGCCAAAUCUCUGAAUCUAGAAGAGAGAGCAAGAGAGAGAGACUGAGUUUGACCAAACCAAAUCAUAUCCUCGUUUCCUCAUCAUUUAACAAAUUCCACUUUUUAUAGCAUCCAACCCAAGAAAAAGAUCCUACCUUUUUUAUCUUUUGAUUCAAUGAUUCUCUUCCCUAUCUUAUAUAUUACAAACCAGAACCCAGAACCCAGAAUUGAUUAAUCAGUACAUAAAGCAAAAAGUCUUCAGGCCAUAAGUGUGGAAAUGGCUAAUCUUGAUUUUCUUCUUCUCUUGUUUGUUUCGUUUUCUGUAAUAUCUCUUAACAAUGGAGCAAACACUAGCUUUUCUUCCUCUGGCUUAAAUAAUAUAUCAUCCCAAUGUCCCAUGGACCUUAAUUAUAUUUUAAGAAUCCCAUGGAACAAAACUUCUUGCCAAAAUUAUCAGCCAUCGACAAACGACAGUACUAAUCCCCAAAAUGACAUCACUUCCAAAGACCCAUGUUGCAGGACUCUCCUUUCUCUCUUGGGGAUUGGCCUUGCUCAGCAUCUCAAAGAAACUUCUCUUUUUCAGCUUCCCAAUUUGCCCACCUCUAUUUCUUGCCUUCGUGAUUUUCAAAGAAUGCUUAGCUCUCUUUCUUUUUCUGAUAAUAUUGUUUCUUACUGUUUCGAUCCUUUGAAUUAUGUUUUAACUCCUAAUAUAUGUGCCCAUGUGCAGACAACUCAAGAUUGGGUUGCUCAAUUGGGAAAAUCAACUGUACUUGAUUCUGCUUGCAGGCCUGAUCUUGUUGAUCUUACUUCUUGUAGUGCAUGCGUGGCAGCUGGGUUUAAAGUUCAAUCUCAUUUGAUAUUAAUUGAUGGGAAUAAAAGUCAUGCAAUGGAUUGUUUUUAUUUUACAGUUCUUUAUGCUGCUGGUAUUGUUAAUGAAUUUGGUCCUGAAAGUGAUGGUGCUGUUACAUGUAUAUUUGGGUUAGACUUAUAUUCUAAUGUGGGUUCAAGUAAUAAAGGUCACUCUGGUCUUGUUUUUGGCUUGACUGGUGCUGGUGUUGCUGUUCUAGUCAUGUCUAGUUUGUUAGGAUUGUAUUUCUGGUAUGAUAAGAAAGGGAGGAAGAGAAAUAUUCCUGGUUUUCCCUUUGAUUUAGAGGAACAAGGGUCUAGGCCAAAACUGAGGCCAAAUACUGGGUCAAUUUGGUUCAAAAUUCAGGACCUUGAGAAAGCAACAGAUAAUUUUUCACAGAAGAAUUUUAUUGGAAGAGGAGGGUUCGGAUUUGUUUACAAGGGGAAUUUGUCUGAUGGGACAAUAGUAGCUGUUAAGAGAAUUAUAGAAUCUGAUUUUCAAGGUGAUGCAGAAUUUUGCAAUGAGGUUGAGAUUAUUAGUAAUUUGAAGCACCGGAAUCUAGUGCCUCUUAGAGGGUGUUGUGUCGUUGAUGAAGAUGAGGAUCAUGUUGACAGAGGGAGUCAAAGGUAUCUUGUUUAUGAUUAUAUGCCUAACGGGAAUCUUGAUGACCAUUUGUUUCCAUCAUCUGAUAAUCUAAUUGAAAAUAAAUUAUUGACUUGGCCUCAAAGGAAAAGCAUAAUUUUGGAUGUGGCAAAGGGCUUGGCUUAUUUGCAUUAUGGAGUGAAACCUGCGAUAUAUCAUAGAGAUAUUAAGGCAACAAAUAUAUUGCUAGAUGCUGAUAUGAGAGCAAGAGUAGCUGAUUUUGGGCUGGCAAAGCAGAGUAGGGAAGGUCAAUCUCAUCUAACUACAAGAGUGGCUGGGACUCAUGGAUACCUGGCUCCUGAAUACGCUCUUUAUGGGCAACUGACUGAGAAAAGUGAUGUUUAUAGUUUUGGGAUUGUAGUUUUGGAGAUAAUGUGUAGGAGAAAAGCUCUUGAUUUGUCUGCAUCAGGAUCUCCACGAGCUUUCUUGAUCACUGAUUGGGUUUGGUCAUUGGUGAAGGCUGGAAAAGUGGAAGAGGCUUUAGAUGCUUCGUUGUUGAGAGAUGGGGAUUCUUCAAAUUCAAAUCCAAAGGCUAUUAUGGAAAGGUUUGUGCUUGUUGGGAUUUUGUGUGCUCAUGUAAUGGUGGCCUUAAGGCCUUCUAUAUUGGAUGCUCUGAAAAUGUUAGAAGGUGAUAUUGACGUCCCACCUAUUCCUGAUCGGCCGAUACCUCUUAGCCAUCCUUCCUCUUUUGGUGAUGGCAGUGCCUUCACCAUCUCACCAGCAUUAAGUUUUCCACAAUUGCAUAGUGGAGACAUGCUCAGGUAAGCAAGAAAGUUCGGAAUUCUCAUAUUUUGCAUUGCCUAGGUGGAGGUAGAAAAGAGGAGCCAUGUAUAUGAGAUCAUCCCUUUUGUUGAUUCAAGAGAAUGUCUAUGUAGUGACAAUGGAUGUGAUAUAAGAAGUCUUGAACAAAAGAACUGGAUGUUGGUUCAUAUGUGGAUGCAUCUUUAAAGACCUCAUGUUAAGAGCCAAAAAUCUGAGCUCUGAUGUUAAUGCUGAUUGCGCUUCAUAAACAAGAACAACUCAUAUUCUGAUACAUCAAAAGUGGCCUAUGUUACUUUAUUAGCAUAAUUGAAAUUUUGAAGAGGGCUGGGACUUCUUUCACCUCCUACCCAGGAAUGAACUGAUUGACAUUUGAAUAUCUAGAAAGUAGAUGUAAAUGAAGAUUUUAGAUCAACAAUUGCCUAUUAAUUGAAGUUUUUUUUUUUUUUUUUUUUUUUUUUUUUUUUUUUUUUUUUUUUUUUUUUUUU